This is a messenger RNA of Telopea speciosissima, 1009 nucleotides long. RefSeq names its product (+)-neomenthol dehydrogenase-like. The record is from RefSeq and is a predicted model, not a curated record. The coding region runs from base 73 to 987 and encodes 304 amino acids. Gene Ontology annotation, molecular function: oxidoreductase activity, acting on the CH-OH group of donors, NAD or NADP as acceptor. Lineage: Eukaryota; Viridiplantae; Streptophyta; Magnoliopsida; Proteales; Proteaceae. Gene Ontology annotation, cellular component: membrane. The transcript is spliced from 5 exons.
UUACGUGGGUAGUUUGGGUAGAGCCAGCACUGAACCCAGCAAAACUAAACUCCACACAAUUGCUCAUCCAAAAUGGAUUCUGCCAUCACCGGUUCUACUAAGAAAAGAAUAGCAGUUGUUACAGGAGCUAAUAAAGGGAUAGGAUUGGAGACAUGUCGACAGUUAGCUUCUAAUGGAGUUCUGGUGGUUUUAACAGCUAGAGAUAAGAAGAGGGGUAUUAAAGCUGUUGAAAGUCUAAAAGGGUCUGGACUUUCUAAUGUGAUUUUUCAUCAGCUUGAUGUAACGGACCUUGCCAGUGUUGCUUCUCUGGCGGUUUUCAUCAAAACCCAAUUUGGAAAACUUGAUAUUUUGGUGAAUAACGCAGGAGUUGUUGGAGUCUUAAUAGACUGUGAUGCUUUGAGGGCGGUGAGGUCAAGGGAUGGUGAUCCAGAAGCCAAGUUGGCCAAAUGGAAGGAAGUAACGACACAGACUUAUGAGUUGACGGAAGAAUGUGUGAAAGCAAACUACUAUGGCGUCAAACAAGUGACUGAAGCACUUCUUCCCUUCCUUCAGAUUUCUGAUUUGCCAAGAAUUGUUAACGUUUCUUCUAUAUUUGGGAAAUUAAAGAAUAUCUCAAAUAACUGGGCUAAAGGGGUGCUAAGUAAUGGAGAUUGCCUCACAGAAGAGAGAGUGGAUGAGGUGUUGAACCAGUUUCUAAAGGAUUUCAAAGAGGGUUCGGUAGAAGCUAAGGGUUGGCCUCAUAUUUUAUCUGCCAACAUAGUUUCUAAGGCAGCCCUGAAUGCUUAUACAAGGAUCUUAGCAAAGAAGUUCCCUAGGUUUCAUAUAAAUUGUGUAUGUCCAGGCAAUGUCAAAACUGACAUUAAUUGCAAUACUGGGGUGUUGACUGUUGAAGAAGGUGCAGAAAGUGUUGUGAGAUUGGCUCUGCUGCCUGAUGAUGGUCCUUCUGGUCUUUUCUUUAUUAGGUCUCAAGUAUCCCUCUUUGAUUAAAAAUGAUUCAAGGUCAUACUCC